Zea mays is the source of this 1579-nucleotide messenger RNA. Its product is annotated as la-related protein 6C. The transcript has 10 exons. Gene Ontology annotation, molecular function: RNA binding. The coding region runs from base 68 to 1375 and encodes 435 amino acids. Gene Ontology annotation, biological process: RNA processing. NCBI's taxonomy places the organism in Eukaryota, Viridiplantae, Streptophyta, Magnoliopsida, Poales, Poaceae. The record is from RefSeq and is a predicted model, not a curated record. Gene Ontology annotation, cellular component: ribonucleoprotein complex; nucleus.
UGCAGCGGGCAGCCCCAGGCUGGCACAGGCUCGAUCGCAUCAGCAGUCGUCGACGGAACAAGAGGCGAUGGCACAGGACGGCCGCGCCCGCGAGAGCUCCAGCAAGGCGGCGUCGGCUGGCAGCGGCGGCUGCUCCAUGCCGUUCAGGCUCAACGUGCACGCGCGGGAGUUCGUCCCGGUGGCCAGCCCUUUGGCGGCGGCCGCCGCCGGCGGCGGCUACUAUUCUCCGUUCGUGCAGCUUUCCGGCGAUGGCGGGCUGGGCACGGACUGGAUGAACUUCUUUGCCGAGCCGGACCCCACGUCGCCGUCGUCCUUCCUGCCGGACUUUGGACACUGCGACAUCCUCAGAGCUACCGGCGGCAUCAAUGGCUACCCUAACCCCAAAGGCGGCGCAAGUGUGGCCGACAUCGCAGAUAAGAUUGUCAAGCAGGUCGAGUACCAAUUCAGUGACACGAACUUGGUUGCGAACGAUUUUCUGACAAAGAUCAUGAACAAGGAUCCCGAGGGCUAUGUCCCUUUGUCUGUCAUAUCAUCCUGGAAGAAGAUCAAGGCCAUGGGGGUAACAAGCCAGCUGCUGGUCAUGGCUCUCCGGACCUCGGACAAGCUCGUUGUCAGCGACGACGGCAGGAAGGUGCGGCGGGCGCAGCCAUUCACCGAGCGACACAAAGAAGAGCUGCAGUGCCGGAUGGUCAUCGCCGAGAACUUGCCGCAGGAUUCCACGAGAAACAGCCUCGAGAAGAUCUUCGGCGUCAUCGGCAGCGUGAAAAACAUCAGAAUCUGCCAUCCGCAAGAACCCGGCUCUGCAAGAUCAUCACCUAGGUCGUCAGACACAAACACACCAGCCAGUAACAAGCUGCAUGCGCUUAUAGAGUACGAGACCUCGCACCAAGCCGACAGAGCAGUGGACAAGCUGAACGACGAAAGGAACUGGAGGAAGGGCCUCCGCGUGCGCCCCGUGCUGCGACGAUCGCCCAAGACGGUGGCACGGAUGAAGCGGCCGGACUUGGACCACCACGUCGCCGCCUCCGACGAGGAGCGUGUCUCCACGUCCGACUCCCCGACGGCGACAGCGGCAGCGCACCCUCCUGACAACACUCAGCAGCAGCAGGAGGAGGAGGAGGAGGACCAGCACCAGCACCAGCACGGCGGCGCCAAGAAGCCGUGGGGCAGCAGAGGGCGGGGCAGGCCGCCGCCGCACUCCUCCGCGCACUCUGCUGGCGCGCCCGGGCAUUCGGUGGACAGCCUCGCGGCGAGCCCCCGGCACGCGGCGCAGGGGCCUAGGAUGCCCGACGGCACGCGCGGGUUCACCAUGGGCCGCGGGAGGCCGGCGCCGCCUGCCGCGCCGUCGGCUGCUGCUGCCGUCCGGGUCGUGUAGGUCGGUCGCCGGUUCCGCCGUACGUGGUGGCGUCUGACUGACCGGGCAGAUGUCCCUUCUUGAUUUUUAUUUGUUUUGUUUUGAGGGAGAGGAUGAAAGUGCAGUGUCUUGUCUCUCUCUAUCUCUCUUUUUUCCUUUCUUUCUUUCUUGAAUAAACUGUUUUGAUUUUUUUAAUAAGGAAUAAUACGUGAUAAAGUUGCAUUA